UGUCGCAGUAUCGUCGUUAAUUUUAUGCUUUUAUCGCAGUUGUCGAAAAUUUUGUGCGCGAAACAUUACAAUGGACCAAAAUUUAGAAAAAGAGCUAGAAUCUGAGUUUGGUGAUUUUGGCAUUGAUAUUGAAGGAAAUCUAGCUGUGUUAGAAAAGUUAUGUGAACUUUGUAAAACUUACAAGCUUGAAUCUGCUGAUAUUGUAGCAAGAUGGAUGAGCUUUGCUGUGAACAAAAAUGCAGGUCAAGAUAUAUCUGUUACAGCUUUAGAAGAGUUUGAAAGCAAAAAACUGCUAUUAUCUAAGACACCAUCAGCGAAGAAAUCAUUGUACCAAUCCAAUGUGUAUAAUAUUACAACAAUAAAUAAACUAGAAGCAAAGCAAUAUGAUGAUGAUGACGAUAAUGUUAUUGAAAGUUAUGUUACAACACCUAAAUCUAAGCCCUGUAGUACUAAAAGAUUGCGUAAUGCACCUGAUGGUUACUUACCAAAUAAAAAAGUUGCCUCUUUUAUUUCCACGCCAGUCAAUUUUUCUCCGUCAUCGCUAUCUCCUGGCAUCUCAACUCCAUCUGCAAAGUUUGAAUCUCGUGUUGGAAAAGCUGAAGUUCUUUGUACAUAUGGGGCUUCUGAAAACAUGGAAUGGAAAGGUGUUGGAAAAGAUGUAACUGUUAACAAUUACCCUGAAUAUAAUGUUCGCAAUAAUUACAAGCAUAUGUUCCAGAAAAUUCAAAUCAAAGCUGACAUUCUUAAUGAUAUAAUAACAACACUAUCAAAUCAAAUGAAACAAAACCUAAUGAUUGAUGAUUUUGACAGUUUAGAAAUUAAAACAGAGGAUGUGUUGCAUAUAACUGGCCGUAUCUGUUGUGAUUCAGUGGGUCGACUUAAUUCAAAAUCCAUUGUUUUAGAGGGGAGUAGGGAAUUUUCAACUGGAAAAAGAAUGCCGAUAGAUUUAUCAGAGGCCAAAAAUUAUUCAUUGUUUCCUGGGCAGAUUGUUGCCAUGAGUGGAAAAAAUAUCUCUGGUUCAAAGUUCUUACCAUCCACUAUAUAUACUGGGUGUCGGUUGCCUUUUUACAGUGCCAUUAAUAAAGUUGAUGCUAUAGAUGAAAAUCCGUUUACAAUAUAUGUUGCAUGUGGACCUUUUUCUACAUGCGAUGAAACAACAUUAUCAUACAAUCCAUUGGAAGAUCUUUUGUCAGUGGUGUUAAAAGAAGCACCUGAUAUUCUUUUAAUGCUUGGACCAUUUGUUGAUGUAAAGCAGCCUUUAAUAGAGAGAGGAGAUAUUGAUCAAACCUUUGAAGAACUCUUUCAAUAUUGUUAUCAUCAAGUUUUGGCUGCUGUUAAAAACAUAAGGACUAAGGUUUUAUUUGUUCCCUCUCAAAGAGAUGUAUUUCACACUUUUGUUUAUCCACAACCUCCAUUUGAAGUUGUUGCGGAUGGUGAGAAGAUUCAAAUGAUGUCUGAUCCAUGCACUCUCAUGAUCAAUGAUGUUUGUUUUGGCAUUACAUCUACUGACAUUUUGUUUCACUUAGGUGGAGAGGAAGUAUCAUCUUACGCUGUACGAUCUGACCGCCUAGGAAGACUCGUUGAUCAUUUAUUACAACAGCAGUGCUAUUAUCCCUUGCAUCCAUCAUCUGAAGAUGUAAAUUUGGAUUACGAAAAAUUUGAAUCCUAUGCCUUUAUGCCAGUGACACCUGAUAUUCUUGUUUUACCUUCCGAUUUAAGAUAUUUUAUAAAGGAUUUAGAAGGUUGUUUGUGCAUAAAUCCAGGUCGUUUGGUCAAAGGGCAAACAGGUGGAACUUUUCUCAAGUUGUUAGUAAAACCACGGAAACCUCAAAAUUUGAAUAAAUCAUCAGCGGUCACUGACAGCGUUGCACAUAUUGUGCGAAUAUAACUUACAGAAAUUUAAUUAUUUUAUUAUAUUUUAUUAUUUA
Messenger RNA from Hydra vulgaris (swiftwater hydra), 1928 nucleotides. Its product is annotated as DNA polymerase alpha subunit B. Gene Ontology annotation, molecular function: DNA binding. The record is from RefSeq and is a predicted model, not a curated record. NCBI's taxonomy places the organism in Eukaryota, Metazoa, Cnidaria, Hydrozoa, Anthoathecata, Hydridae. Gene Ontology annotation, biological process: DNA replication; DNA replication initiation. Gene Ontology annotation, cellular component: alpha DNA polymerase:primase complex.